Molecule: messenger RNA, 4024 nt
Organism: Drosophila eugracilis
Lineage: Eukaryota; Metazoa; Arthropoda; Insecta; Diptera; Drosophilidae
Gene: Scm
Product: polycomb protein Scm
Exons: 4
Coding region: 490-3084 (864 amino acids)
Biological process (GO): regulation of DNA-templated transcription
Cellular component (GO): nucleus
Molecular function (GO): zinc ion binding; protein binding
Source: RefSeq, a predicted model, not a curated record
AAAAACAAAUAUGGCGGAACCGUGCGUAAAAGUAAAAAAAGUGUAAAAAUUCGCUAUUAAACCGAUUCUAAACGAGAUGAAAUCGCAUUGAAACCGCCUAAUAAAACCUCCGCAUCCCGCGAAAUAGAAAUUUCAACCUCCAAAGAAGUUGAAAAUAAUAGUGCGCCGCGCGCUUGUGUUUGUGGGUGAUGCGAUGCAAUUUGGCCAGCAAUUUGUUAUUACGUGACCCCAAGAACGCCGCAAAAAUUUGCCAGGCCAAAUCGAAAGUAAUCAAAAAAUAAAGAGCAGGAAACAGACUUGCUAUUGGCGGCAAGUGAUUCUGAGUAGCCGCAAUGCGAUUUGACCGCGGGUUCACAGUAAAUGAGUUUAAUUGCGCUGAGAUUCACUUAAACGGCAGCAGUGCCAUCGCCUGAGAUGCCAAGAGGCUUGCCGGCGGGAAACAGCAAGUGCGAAAACUAGGACAGCCCCAAGGGAGCCAAGUGAGCAGCCAUGUCAGGGGGACGGGACAGCACCACCAGCAGCGGAAGCAACUCUGCUGCGGCCGGAGCAAGUUCGAAUGCAACCUCCUCCUCUACAUCAGCAUCCUCCGCUAGCGCCACAUCGCCCGCAUCAGCGCAGCGUCAACGGGGAAGACCGGCCAAACGGGCCACGUGCACCUGGUGCGGCGAGGGCAAACUGCCUCUACAGUACGUCCUGCCUACACAAACGGGCAAAAAGGAGUUUUGCUCAGAAACCUGCAUCGCCGAAUUUCGCAAAGCGUACAGCAAGGGGGCGUGCACCCAGUGCGAUAACGUCAUCCGAGAUGGAGCGCCCAACAAGGAGUUCUGCUCGAUCAUGUGUAUGAACAAGCACCAAAAGAAAAACUGCUCCACUAGGCAUAGUGGCGGUUCAGCAUCGAGCAAGGGCUUGGCAGAAAAUGAGCGCAAAUUGCUGGCCAGUGGAGCGCCCGCACCGACGGGACCAUUCCAAUAUGAAAGCUUUCACGUUUUCGACUGGGAUGCCUAUCUGGAGGAAACGGGUAGCGAAGCUGCUCCUGCAGAAUGUUUCAAACAGGCUCAGAAUCCUCCCAACAACGACUUCAAGAUCGGCAUGAAACUGGAGGCUUUGGAUCCGCGAAACGUCACCUCUACCUGCAUUGCCACCGUGGUUGGAGUGCUGGGCUCCAGGUUGCGGCUACGACUCGACGGAAGUGACUCUCAGAACGAUUUUUGGCGGCUAGUGGACUCUACCGAGAUACAUGCUAUUGGACACUGCGAAAAGAACGGAGGAAUGUUGCAGCCACCGCUGGGUUUUCGUAUGAACGCAUCCAGCUGGCCCGGCUAUCUGUGUAAAAUUCUCAACAAUGCCAUGGUGGCGCCUGAGGAGAUCUUCCAACCUGAGCCGCCUUCGCCUGAGGAGAACCUUUUCAAGGUGGGCCAGAAACUAGAGGCUGUUGACAAGAAGAAUCCUCAGCUGAUUUGCUGUGCCACUGUGGACGCUAUCAAGGAUGAUCAGAUCCAUGUAACCUUCGACGGCUGGCGAGGGGCAUUUGACUACUGGUGCAAUUACCGAUCGCGUGAUAUUUUUCCCGCCGGCUGGUGCGCCCGGAGUUGUCACCCAAUGCAACCGCCGGGCCAUAAAUCGCGCAUGGACUCUAGUUCCAGUAAGCAGCGAUGCCCGCGUCCUCGCUACACAGUUGUAGCCGAAUCGGAGGCUAUGGUUCCCGCAUCUCCGGCCACCGCCCACUUUCAUCCCAACUGCAAGGGCGGUCCGUUCAUCAACAACUCCAAACUACCAUGCAUGGUGACAGGGCCUACAUACCAAACGCUGGCAAAGCUGUGUUUGCAAGAGGUUUUGGCAGCCAGUACCGAUACGCAGCAGCUAUCCAAGUUGCUGUUCGCUUUGGAAGGAGACGUUCACAUCGUUACGGCAGCGGGAAAAAAUUUUACAGUUAAAAUACCAUCACCUUUGCGGAUGAAGGAUGACGAAAGCUUGGCCCAAUUUAUCGAAACGUUAUGCACUACAUGCCGGGCAUGUGCGAAUCUCAUUUCCUUGGUCCACGAAACGGAGGAGUGCAAAAAGUGCGCAAAUAGUCGGAAGCGACAACUGACUCAGUCAGCCACACCGCCUUCCUCGCCAGUGCUGGCCGACAAACGAAAUCGUCAGUCCAACUCGGCAACCACUUCACCAUCUGAAAAGAACAUCAAACAAGAGGUUGGCGCCAAAUCACCGGCGGAGACCAAAUCGAAAACACCUACGAACAAUGGAAAGGAAUCUACAAAUCAUCAGAAUAGCCACAGUCUCAACAACAGCAGUCCCAGCAAGUCCAGUACCAAGGUGGUCAUAAAAACGGAGCCCAAUGGAGUGUCUGCCCAGACGUCCUCCACAACACAAGCGCUUCGUAAAGUACGCUUCCAGCACCAUGCGAGCAGCAAUAGCAUUGUGGCCAAUGGAAACCAGGACGCGACCCCGACCACGCCCGUUUCCUCUAGCCAUUCCAGCAGCUCUUCAACAUCAUCCAGCACAAGUUUGGCUGGAGGGUCUGCCAACACCAGUUCCAUUGGAAAAUAUCUGGCACCUCUGGUUGCCGAAGUUCAUCCUGAGCAGGUCAAUGUAAAGCCCUCGAAUAGCUAUUACAAAAGUCCGACGACGCUCUCAUCCAGCGCCUCGUUGCCCACAUCCGUGUCCACGCCUUUCACGGGCUGCCAGUCAGCCUCGUCCACUGCACUGGCUGCAGGCGGAGUUACGGCGGCAAAGGCAGCUACCGCGCCGGCAGGAGCAGCGGCAACUGCGGCAGCUUCCUCGAGCUAUACCGCGAUUACCUCACCCCUCAGCACACCCACGUCUGCUUCAGCGAACUCGCAUCUGCGGUCGCAGCCCAUCGACUGGUCGAUCGAAGAGGUUAUUCAGUACAUCGAGAGCAAUGACAAUUCCCUCGCAGUUCAUGGCGAUCUCUUUCGAAAGCACGAAAUCGAUGGUAAAGCUUUAUUAUUGCUAAAUUCAGAGAUGAUGAUGAAGUACAUGGGCCUAAAGCUAGGACCAGCCUUAAAAAUCUGCAAUUUAGUAAAUAAGGUCAAUGGUCGUCGAAAUAAUCUGGCACUCUAAACUAACACUUAGUUGCAAGAAGAGGAGUUGGACUUACAUAGAAAUUGUUAACAAAUUAGUACCUCCCUUUAACGUAAAGCGAAGCAAAACAUGAACGAUAUUCAUAGAUGUGUUAUGUGUUGGCCAUUCAUGAAAAAAGAUCCAUAACCUUAUUUUAUUAUAUUGAUAAUAUAAUCGCGAAAACAUGAAAUUCCCUAUACAAAACAGUCGCAUAACAAAUUAUAGACAGCCAUGCUUCGGUUUUCAAAACCAAACUUAAUUUUUUUCAAAAAUGCCUUAAGAAUUCUAAUUAGGUACCUAAAGUAUAUCAAAUUCCACUACCGUAUAUCUUUUUUUAAGUGUAGACAGAAUUCUUUUCUCGAAUUAGUUUUAUUAGAUUAUUCAAAUUUACCCAGUCAAAGGAGUAUACGUACAAACAUAAAAUUAAGUUGAUUCCCCUAUUUCAAAGUAAUCGAAAUUAUUCCUAAACUGUCACUAAAUUUAUUAUUUCCCUUGAAGACUGGAGUUCGGCUACCAAAAACGCAAUGCACAUACAUGAUAUUUAUUACACAUAAACACGCACAUUAGACACCAAAAUCUAUCCGACACAAAAAAUGAUAAUUAACUUUAGAAUAGGCGAAAAAAAACAAACACAUAUAAAGUGAAUGUACAUAUUUUACAUAUAAUUUUGUAAUUAUGUAUCAAUUGCGUUUCCUAACUAUAACAAUAUUUAAUUAGUCAUUAAACAAAUUGAUGGUAUAAUUUCUAUUAAGUUAUUGAAAUUGAAUAUCAAUUUUUAGUUAAAUCAACAUCAGUUAAGGUCAUUUCGAAACUAAGAACCGCUUCCUUUUAAAGUUUUGCAAUAUAUGCGAUAUAGAGUAACAUUCGGUCGUGUAAAGUAUUGCAAUAAGUCUCAUUAUGUUUACCCAACAACCACUUUCAAAUACAAAAUUUAAAUAGA